This is a messenger RNA of Dermacentor silvarum, 4668 nucleotides long. It is a transcript of the gene Sirt6, whose product is annotated as NAD-dependent protein deacetylase Sirt6-like. Gene Ontology annotation, molecular function: NAD+ binding. NCBI's taxonomy places the organism in Eukaryota, Metazoa, Arthropoda, Arachnida, Ixodida, Ixodidae. The record is from RefSeq and is a predicted model, not a curated record.
ACAUCUUGAAGCUUUCAUGAAAGCUAGGCCUUUUUCUUGCAAGCCGCUUCGUCGUAUCCAAAGGAAACAGCAGCGAUGCCGAUGAAAGUGUGAGCGAAAAUCGCAAUUUGCUGCAGAAAGCUCGCCAUGUCUUGCGACUAUGCAAGCGGGCUGUCCGAGUACGCCGACAAAGGCAUCUGCGGCCAGCCCGAGAAUUUCGACGAGCCGUCGCUGCUCGAAGACAAGAUCGCUCGACUCGCCGACUGGAUGCAGGCCUCCAAACACAUCGUAGUGAUCACCGGCGCUGGCAUCAGCACUUCGGCCGGGAUCCCCGACUUCCGCGGUCCGCGCGGAGUCUGGACCCUGGAGCAGCAGGGUGAGAAGCCGCAGGUCAACAUCUCGUUCGACGAUGCGGUACCGACGCCGACGCACAUGGCCCUGGUUGAGUUGGCGCGCAGCUCGCAACUUAAGUUCCUCGUCAGCCAAAACGUCGACGGCUUGCACCUGAAGUCGGGCUUCCCGCCGGAGAUCCUCACGGACCUGCACGGAAACAUGUUUCUAGACCGCUGCAACCAGUGCGGCCGGCAGUUCGUGAGGACCACGGCGACCAAGUCAGUCGGCCAGAAGCCCACCGGCGAAUCGUGCCCUGUUCCGAAGAAGAACGGCCGGCUGUGUCGCGGUCACUUGCACGAUUCCAUCCUGGACUGGGAGCACGAGCUUCCCGAGGACGGGAUCGAAGCUGCCGACCUGCAUUGCAGGGCCGCAGACCUUAUCCUCUGCCUCGGCUCGACGCUUCAAAUCGUGCCGUGCGGCGCGCUGCCCCUUUUGGCCAAGAAGACGGGAGGCAAGAUCGUCAUCUGCAACCUCCAGCCGACCAAGAUCGACAAAUCGGCCAACUUGAUCCUGCGCGCCUACGUCGACGACGUCAUGGAGAAACUGAUGAAGCGGCUGGGAAUCGCGAUACCGGCCUACUCUGCCGCGUGCGACCCAACCAAGAUCAAACGCGACGCCCCAAUGGAAUAUCCAAAGUUGAGACUGCCGGAUGCCAAGCCGCCUGCGCCUCGCAAGUACAAAAAGAAACCCCCGAAGAGAGAGACUACCUCGCCGGACGAUGCGACCAGCGCGGAAAGCGAUCAAAAAAGAACGUCGCCUGUCGUCCACCGACGCGACCGGUUGACAGACGACGUGCUAGAGAAUCUCACGUUUCUUGCAGCUUAGCGACAUCUCUUGUUAAUCGUGCAGGUGUCAAUUGUUUACGUGUACAUCGUGAUUGUGAUGUGAUAUGAGGUGGCGUUCGGGACCACCUCUUUUUAACUCCCCUCACGUGUUUAUGCUGCUCCAAACAAACGCCUAGUUUGUGACGUGCUCGUGUUAUCACUCAUACCUCGAUAUCUUCCACUUUGCGUGCAAUCUCUUGUGCAUCACAUCUAUUAUCGUUGUUUUGUCAAUACAUAUUAUCCAUGCUGCAUGCAUAGCUAAUGAUUUGUAAGCUUUUAUGCAUUCAUGAUAUUGAGUGAUGAAUUUUAUUUAAUUGCGUAAAGAAUGAAGCAGCGAAGCUGUUGUGUUGAUAUGGGCAUCUUCCCGUGAUUACACGAUUCUUGAUCACAGUAGCUAGUGCAACAUCUGUUUAUACACGUCUUUCACAGAUAAUGCUCUCGGAAUAGAAAAUGCUGCAGACCUUGCUGCACAAAUGUUUCAUUCGAAAGUAUGCACUCAGUGGUGAGGCGUUCAUGUAAAAUGCCUUUUGGACGAAUUGUACAGUUAAACAUAAUUUUCAUUUAAAUCCCCCACUCAUUCACCACUGCAUCUAGGGCAAACAAAACACUGAAACAAAGUGCAUUUCAGUGUCCUUUAUGGAUUCAUACAACACCUUCCAAGUUGACCUGCUCAGUCAUUUUGAGCAUUUUAGCUAAAUAUGAUGUGUGCUGCUUGAAAAGCAAGACCUUUUAUUUCUUGUUUUUAAUUGAAAUUAUUUGUGGGAAAUGUGCACUGUAAAUAGAUUUUUUAUUUUAUUAUGCUUUUUUCCAGUGUAUUUUGUUAGCACUUAUUUGCCCCUGUAAUAGCUUAUGGCAUUUAUGUGACCCAUUUAUGUCAAGGUAGUAUUUAUAGAUGUGCAUCUAUAAAUUUUCGUAUACUGGUCUUGGUUCAGUGAAUGACAGUCCAUAAUGCAGCAUCUGGCCAAGAGCAAAUGACCACCAAAGUCCACUGAAGUCCACUGAAACACUGCUUGUGAUGUGCUGGGAAAAAAAUAAGUGUUGCCAAGGGUCAAAUUAAGAACACCACAUGUUGGAGCAGAAAAAAUAACAAUGAAAAGAAAGCACUGCUUGUGAGAGGUUGCCCUAUUGAAUGAAGUGAUGCAUGUGGCCCACUUGCCGCGGCAACAGCUGAAGGGUUGAAUACCUUGACAAAUGUUUCCUUUGUCGACGCACUAUCCUGGACAGCUGGGCAUCCUUGUGGUGGCUGCUGCCUGAAAACUUGCAGCCCUUGUGAAGCAAUGCAUUUAUUCUGUACCCAUUGCGACCUGCUCUUUGCUUAUGAAGGAAUGGAAUCAUCGUGACCCAGUCCUAUGUCAUCUGACUCCAUGCUAUGCCUCCAAAUUUUCUAAUCUCGCACCACCUCAUCUAGCCAUUUAUCGUGCUCAACUGCGUCCUCCGUCCCGGCACCCAUUCUGCUACUGUAAUAGAUGCUGGUUCUAUGUACAACAUGACCUGCCUAAUCACUCCUUCAAUAAAGAAUUGCAUGUAGGCAAAGUUGCACUGCCUAGGGCUAACAGAACACACACAAAGAAUCAUGUGUGAAUGAUCAUGUGUUCUUUGUGAGUGUCCUGUUAGAACUAUGCAGUGCAUCCAUGAUGCCAUGCACCCAUGCGUGCACCCAUGUUUGCCUCUCUCAUCCAUGCUCCCAUAUUUUUGUUCUUCACCUUCAUGUUUAUCACUUUCCUGUUUCAUCGCCCAUAGUGCCAUCAUUAGCUUCCUUUAAAGUUCCUUAGUUAUAGCUUGCUAGGGCGGUGCAACACUCAGCAGUGACUGCAGUAAUGGCCUUAUGGCAGAGAAUUGGCCUCGUAUGUGGUAGGCACUGGGUUCAAAUACUGGCACCUCCGAAAACACACUGGCUUUUCUCAUGUGUAGAGGUGUCCCCUGGCCUGGUGCUUGGCUGCUUCUAGUGGUUCUCAUCUCAAAAAAGGUCCUUUAGAGAUCAUUUGGCGGGUCAUCUGGCAACCCUUCUCCAACCAUCCAACCUUGUAGUAGAGCAUUCACGAUGGGUGUGGGAUGCAGACUACAGAUUCUCCCGUACAUCGACCGACGGAAAGAGAAAGGCCACGGCGAUCAUCAUCAUCACACCGGUGAUGGUGUCGGGAACAUGGCGGUAAAAUAUGUACAGGCGAGCUCCCGACCAGGUGCUCGGUAAUCACCGGACCUCUGUGCUUGAAAUGGGGAAAAAAGCCGAAUUGCAUCUUGUUCUUGUUCAGGAGCCUUGGUCCAUGUCUCAACUCAAGGCCGGAACCCACUGCAGCUGUCAUGUUGCAGACAUAGUGUAGCAUCACAAUGUCGGCCUUGCAAACACGGAUCCUUGGAGUUUGAUCGCCAGCUGCCACCAUGUAUUCUUUUAUGUUGCUGAAUAAUCUUCAUUACGUGUGCAGGCAUCACAGGUUUUUGAUGUAGCCAGCCAUGCAACAUAUUCAUGUUAGAGUGUAGGACUCAUACUGCAUAUACACUGUCUGUUUCUUCUAAUGCAAUUAGCAUUCUUAGCAUUUCCCCCCCUUUGACUUGCUGCUGCUGUCCGGCCCUUGAAAUGUCACUCUUGCUCGCGAAUGUGCAAGAUCACCCGAUACAAAACACAACAGCUGCACAUUGCUCCCACUAUGACGCCUAACCAGAGGUGGGCUAGUGCCCCUUGCAAGAAGCACAAAAUGAACCCCUUCGUUGUGGGACCAAUCAGACUAAAAUUAAUACCCGAUGCGAAGAAACCCAGUACCUGUACAGAUCACAUUGGAAAUAUAUGCUUAGCACAAAUUAAGUAGAAUGGGCAAAAAAAAAAUGUACUGGCAGUCCUGUACAUUCCCCCAGGAGCCUCUGAAACACAAAAUGAAACUAAUUUAUUUAAGUUUAACUAGAUACACUUUAAACUGUCUUGCUUUACUAUGACAUCACCGUCGGUGAGAUGUUAAUGAUGAUAACAGGGAACUUCAAUGUCAGUGUAUCUAGACCCACAAAUGCUUGGUUUCCCCGAGGAUUGAGAGAAGCACUCGGUGUUGAAAGGGCCUUCAAAGACUUUGUGCCCAGAGCGUGAACGUGAGUGAUCAUCGACCAUGUGUUUGUUAGGGGACUUACUGACUUCAAAGCACUUAAAUACAGACCAUACUUCACCAUACAGACCCCUCAUGUGCAGUUGGUGAGGGUCCCAAAGCAAUGUAAAUCUGAGAAUGACCUCUACAGAUUGUAAACAAAGGUGUCUUCAGCAAUACAGUGUGUUGCUACAUUGCUUUAAAGCUCAUCGCAUUACUGUAAACAGUCAUCACGAGAUGGGUUCCACCAGAAUUUUUUGUUCUACAUGCUACAACCUACCAACCUGGUUGACUUCACUUUGUAGUCCCAUGACAUCCCGCUUUGUACUUACCAUAUAAAUAGAAUCAUGCACUGUACUUUCACAGUAAAUCAUUGUGAGAGGAAUAAACUGCAAAGUUGGCAA